GCAUCCACCUUCCAUGUUGUUUGAUCAAACAUUCAGCAUCCAUAUUUCCUCAUUUUCCCUAUUUUCCCCCUUCCAAAUUGUGGGGAUGUUGGCGUCAUAAACCCUCUGGAAUAUUUUGAUAUCAGUUAGAUCAGAAGAAUUGCAUUUUGGACCACUUAAUUUCCAUCUUUCUUUGGAUUUAGCUAUUGAAGUGUUUUUUUUUUUCAAAUUCUUCUGCAAAUUGAGAAGUAAUAAUACUCGGAUUGGAGUCUAUGAUGUUGCCUAGAGCUGCAGCAUUAUCAUGCAUGGGUUUGAUGAAAAAUUAAAGGGGUAUUGAUCUGAUUCAAAUGUAAAGGGUGACUAGCCUUAAUCAAUUGUUAGUAAAUCAGCUAUUUUUACACAACGUCAGCGAACAACCAAGAAAACCGGGAGGUUGGCUUGCUACGGUUAUUAGUGGUGGAGAGGUGAAUGGACCACAACCAACACUCUGUUGUUUAUUAAUAGUAAAGAUAAAAGGUUGAGAAAAUGGCAAAUGAACAAAAUGCCCCUUGCGCUUUCCAUCUCUCUCUUUCAUCAUCCCUCGCCUCUACUCUCUCCAUCUUCAUCUCUUUUUUUUCUGGUCUGCAGAUCUGGCGGUACAACAGCCUUCUCCCCAGCCUAUGCUCCUCACCGGAGGAGGCUAAAUAUAUUGACUUGUAUAAGGUUUUCAUCUGCAAGUUGGAGUUGGAAGCCAAUGUGAAGUUGAGAGGCUUAGACAUACAGAAUAAAGUGGAUGGGGAAGAGAGCUCUGCUGUCAGGUGAAGCCUGGGGAAUCGUCUUCACUUUUUGAUCCAGCAGCAAAUGCAUAUGUUCCCGACUCAGCGAGGAGGUCUGCUUUGAUCUCCAGUCAAGAAUUUGAUUAAAAAACAUACAACUAGAAUCAGGUAUCAUUCUGCAGCACCCUACAUUGUGAUUUGCCUGGCAAAGGAUGUGUUCUCCAGGAUAAUGGUGGUUUAGCUUCUGGUUUACUUUAUUAUUUGGUGGAUUUUAUCAUCAUAAAUCAGUACAAUGGGGAAACACUCAGCUGAAUCAGGUACUAGUAUGCUCUUGCAUGGAGAUUUGGACAUACAGAUAGUGGAAGCAAAAUGUCUUCCCAAUAUGGAUCUUAUGACUGAAAGGAUGCGAAAAUGCUUCACUGGCUACGGCGCUUGUAGUACUGAGUGUGGGAAGUCUGAUCCACAUACAGACGUGAGGAAGAUCAUUACUAGUGAUCCAUAUGUUUCGGUUUGCCUCUCAGGAGCAACAGUGGCACAAACUCGAGUCAUUGCAAACUCAGAGAAUCCUAAAUGGGAUGAACAUUUUUAUGUUCAGGUUGCCCAUUCUGUUAGCAGAGUUGAGUUUCACGUAAAAGACAAUGAUGUUUUUGGAGCAGAACUUAUAGGCGUGGCUUCAGUACCAGUUGAAAACAUCACACCAGGUGAUACCGUCAGUGGUUGGUUUCCAAUAUCUGGUCAGUAUAGUAAUCCUAUGAAGGCAUCUCCUGAACUUCAUUUGUCUAUCCAGUACAAGCCAAUUGAGCAGAAUCCAUUGUACAAAGAUGGAGUUGGUUCUGACGGUUGUCAGAGUAUUGGUGUGCCAAAUGCUUAUUUUCCUCUUCGAAAGGGUGGUAUGGUCACUCUAUAUCAAGAUGCCCAUAUUCCUGAUGACUUUUGUCCUAAAAUUGAAAUUGAUGGUGGAAGAGUAUACGAACAAAAUAAAUGUUGGGAAGACAUUUGCCAUGCAAUUGCUGAGGCUCAUCACCUUAUUUAUAUAAUUGGUUGGUCGUUGUAUCACCCUGUCAAGCUGGUAAGGGAAUCAACAAAACCUGUGCCCAAUGGAAGCCCACCAACCCUUGGGGGGCUUUUGAAAACCAAGGUUCAGGAGGGGGUCCGUGUUAUUGUGUUACUUUGGGAUGACAAAACAUCACAUGACAAAUUUCUCUUGAAAACGGAUGGACUCAUGCAUACACAUGACGAGGAAGCUCGGAAGUUUUUCAGGCAUUCUGGUGUCCAUUGUGUGUUGGCUCCUCGCUACGCUAGCAACAAACUUAGCAUUUUUAAGCAACAGGUUGUAGGAACUUUGUUUACGCACCAUCAGAAAUGUGUCAUUGUUGACACCCAAGUCAUAGGGAACAAUAGAAAAAUAACUGCUUUUAUUGGUGGCCUAGACUUAUGUGAUGGCAGAUAUGAUACACCUGAACACAGGCUCUUCAAGGAUCUUGACACCGUCUUCAAGGAUGAUUUCCAUAAUCCCACAUUCCAAGUUAAUAAGUCUGGGCCUAGACAACCAUGGCAUGAUUUACAUUGCAAGAUUGAGGGUCCAGCUGCCUAUGAUAUACUUACAAACUUUGAACAGAGAUGGAGAAAAUCUGCAAAAUGGAAAGUCAGCGUUAGAAGAGCUGUAAGUUGGCACCAUGAUACCUUGGUAAAAAUAAACCGGAUGUCGUGGAUUGUCUCCCCCUCUGCAGAUGAGUUAAAUGCACGUGUUUGUGAACAAGAUGAUCCAGAAAACUGGCAUGUACAGAUAUUCCGGUCCAUUGAUUCAGGAUCAGUAAAAGGGUUCCCUAAACUUGUUCAGGAGGCUGAGUCACAGAAUCUUGUCUGCGCGAAAAAUCUGCAGAUAGACAAGAGCAUACAUAAUGCAUAUGUGAAAGCUAUCAGAUCUGCACAACACUAUAUCUACAUUGAAAAUCAAUAUUUUAUUGGAUCUUCAUACUACUGGUCUUCAAAUAGAAGUGCAGGUGCAGAGAAUUUGAUACCGAUCGAAUUGGCCAUAAAGAUUGCAAGAAAGAUUAAAGCUAGGGAAAGAUUUGCAGCUUACAUUGUUAUACCAAUGUGGCCCGAGGGUAAUCCAACAACUGCUGCUAUGCAGGAGAUCCUCUUUUGGCAGGGACAAACAAUGUCCAUGAUGUACAAGAUUGUCGCAGAAGCACUACAGAAGGAGGGGUUAGAUGAUACGCAUCCACAGGAUUACCUUAACUUCUACUGUCUUGGUAAGCGUGAAGUCUCAAAUGACGUAUCUACAACAAGCCAAUCCAAUGAGAAUUCCCCACAGCGCCUGGUCCAAAAGUUCAAGCGAUUCAUGAUCUACGUGCACUCCAAGGGGAUGAUUGUCGAUGAUGAGUAUGUGCUCAUAGGAUCAGCCAACAUAAAUCAGAGGUCCAUGGAUGGCUCAAGGGACACCGAGAUCGCUAUGGGCGCCUACCAGCCUCACUACAGCUGGGCAGGACGCAAGAAAGCUCCACGAGGACAGGUGUACGGGUACAGGAUGUCGCUGUGGGCGGAGCACCUGGGUACAGUGGAGGAGUGCUUCCGUUGGCCUCAUUCCGUGGAGUGCGUCCGGCAGGUGAAUGAAAUGGCAGAAGAGAACUGGGCGCGCUACGUAUCACCGGAGAUGGUGAACAUGCGGGGGCACCUCAUGAGGUACCCCAUCAAUGUUGAACGGGAUGGUAGGGUUGGUCCGGUGCAUGGGUACGAGUGCUUCCCGGAUGUCGGUGGCAAGGUGCUCGGCACACACUCUUCUCUUCCAAAUGCAUUGACAACUUGAAUUGGCUGGAGCAUGAACGAGCUAGAUGUGGCAACUACCACUAAUACUUUGAAAAGAAUCAUUUUGGGGCGUGAAGCUUUUUGUUUGUACAUGAAAGAGAGACUGCUUGAUACCAGUUCCACACAUUGCUGUUAUAGAGUACUGCAGUUCGACUGCUGCAUAUGCAGUAUGUAUAAUAGGAUUUCAAUUAUAAUCAUCUCUGGCUGGAUGCAAAUACAUCUGUUCUUGCAUUUAGUUUGUUGUAAAAGGCACCUUCCCUUUAUUCAGACAGUCGGUUAGCCUUAAAAACAAAAUUCUUGGUGGCACA
Molecule: messenger RNA, 3850 nt
Organism: Oryza sativa Japonica Group (Japanese rice)
Lineage: Eukaryota; Viridiplantae; Streptophyta; Magnoliopsida; Poales; Poaceae
Source: RefSeq, a predicted model, not a curated record